Messenger RNA from Ramularia collo-cygni, 1260 nucleotides. RefSeq names its product related to EXG1 Exo-beta-1,3-glucanase (I/II), major isoform. The record is from RefSeq and is a predicted model, not a curated record. Gene Ontology annotation, molecular function: glucan exo-1,3-beta-glucosidase activity. The transcript has 3 exons. NCBI's taxonomy places the organism in Eukaryota, Fungi, Ascomycota, Dothideomycetes, Mycosphaerellales, Mycosphaerellaceae. Gene Ontology annotation, cellular component: extracellular region; cell surface. The coding region runs from base 1 to 1260 and encodes 419 amino acids. Gene Ontology annotation, biological process: glucan catabolic process.
AUGUUACUCAUGAAUGCUUUCUGUGCGCUGUGCGCUGCAUCAUAUGCCUAUGCGGCUCCUCAAAGACGAGCAGCAUCGGGUUUCGAUUGGGGGAGGGAAAAGAUGCGAGGAGUGAAUAUCGGCGGCUGGCUGGUGUUGGAGCCCUGGAUAUGCCCAUCGAUCUUCCAGCGAUUUCCAACCGAACGAGGAAUCAUAGACGAGUAUACUUUGACGCAGUCGCUAGGAGCACAAGUGGCGGUCGACACUGUUCUGAGGCAGCACUGGGACACCUGGGCAACGUGGGCAGAUUUCAAGAAGAUUGCGGACUCAGGCUUCAAUCUGGUUCGCAUACCGAUCGGUUAUUGGGCAUACGACAAUUCGGACUCUCCCUACGCUACAGGCGCCGCAGUGUACAUCGAUGCGGCGAUUGACUGGGCGAGAUCAGUGGGUCUCAAGGUCAUGAUAGAUCUUCAUGGCGCUCCGGGGUCUCAGAAUUGCUUCGACAACAGUGGACAAAAGUGCUCGGGACCUCAAUGGCAGGCCGGAAACAAUGUACAAAAGACCUUGAACGUGUUGUCUGUCAUCCAGACAAAAUAUGGUGCUGCAAUCUACGACGAUGUGAUAGCUGGAGUUGAACUUUUGAACGAGCCGCUCACACCCAGUCUGGAUCUGAAUAAUUACAAGCAGUUCGUACGCGAUGGUUACGGGAACCAACGUACAAGUAGCCAGUCCAGAGUUGUGGUUGUCCAAGACGGUUUCCAACCGACCAACUACUACAAUGGCUUCCUCACUCCCUCCGACGCCAACGCCCAAAAUGUGGCGAUUGAUCAUCAUGAGUAUCAGGUCUUCUCUCCGGAUCUGGUUGCCAUGAAGCCUUGGCAGCACCGACAAUACGUCUGCAAUAACGCCUUUGUCUACAAUGGCGGCGACAAGUGGACCUUCGUAGGCGAGUGGAGUGCGGCAAUGACCGAUUGCGCAGCUGAGCUGAAUGGUUAUGGCACUGGCGCACGGUACGAUGGUACUUUCCCAGGCUCAACAUUCGUCAAGUCUUGCGAAGGCAUUAACAACAUAGGAACGUGGUCUCAGGRGUUCAAGGAUGAUACCAGAGGGUACAUUGAAGCCCAAAUAGAAGCUUUUGAGCGCUAUACCCAAGGGUGGGUGUUCUGGAACUUCAAGACCGAAAAGUCAGGCGCACCGGAGUGGGAUGCGUUUGCGUUGAUUGAUGCUGGCAUCUUCCCGCAACCACUGACGGAUAGGAAAUUCGGCACCAUCUGCGCGUAG